AUGAAGACCAAGUUGAUAGUAUUCACGUUGUCUUUGCUCCUCAGCAAGGGCUUGGCCGAAGAACCCCACCCCCUUGUUACAUCCCUUGGGGGCCUUCGCGUAUUACACUACAACAACCUUGGCCCUCAGAACAAUGGAACCUCGGCCAUUCUAGCAUACGAUCCCUCAAGCUAUGUUGAUGCCACUGCAAAAUGCACUGCCAUUGGCGAGAAGCUCUUUCCCUGGUCUUCGAGGCAAAACACCAGUCAAACCGAACUCGGUUAUGAACUGAACUAUCUCAUAUUUGCAAAAGAGCUAGGAGCCGAUGGUUACCUGUGGUUGUCAACAGAACAGGACUCUCACAAGAAUUGUUUUGCUCUCUCGAUCUCUCAUCGCCAGAUCAUACCGAAACAAUGUAGAGAGAAGCUACCCGCACUCUGUACUUCAACUCCAUCCGUGACAACCGAUCUCGACCGAGCCGCAAGAGAAAAUACGAAGCUGACCGUGACAUCUAAUGAUUAUGCCAUAACCGGAUAUCGAGAUGCACGAUCCUUCCGCUUCCUCGGCGUGCCCUUUGCAAGUCCCCCAAUAGAUGACUUGCGCUUCGCCUCACCGGAACCCUACACAGGUCCGAAGCACAUCGAGGCGACUAGCAUGGCGGAUUCAUGCGUCCAAUCUCCUUCACCCCUUAGCACUGUGUAUAUCGGUGGAAUGUCCGAGGACUGCCUUUAUUUAAACGUCUUCACCCCACUCCUGCCUCACGAUGACACCAAGAGCACAGCGCUUCGCCCUGUGGCUGUUUAUUUGUAUGGGGGCGGAUUCACAAAAGGCACUGCAUCUAUGAUAGAUUAUGAUGGGGGAAAUUUUGCUAGCCGAAGCGAUGUGGUCGUUGUCACACUGAACUAUCGCCUCGGAGCAUUGGGAUUUCUGUCGACGGGGAACCUGACAACUGGGAGUUACGGUAUUCAAGACCAGAUCUUAGCCUUGAAGUGGGUCCAAAAGCACAUUUCUGCCUUUGGAGGUGAUCCAUCCCAUGUUACUGUGUUCGGACAAAGUUCUGGUGGUCAAAGCGUGGUAGCCCUGAUCUCUUCCACCGCAGCGAAGGGUCUCUUCUCCGGCGCGCUGGUGCAAUCAGCAAACUUCGACCUCCCGUGGUUUCCUCGUGCUCUUUACUCUAAAUACAUCGCUCCAGAAGUCGGAAAAGCGGUUGGCUGUGACGGAAAUUCCUCCGAAACAAGUCUUCUCAAGUGCCUUCGUUCCGUCCCGGCUUCAAUGUAUCUCGAUAACUCAACCGAGUUCCAGACUGCUACACAAACCUUCUCAUCCAAUAUCGCAAAUCACUUCUACAACAUCACAAGAGCUCUUUCUGCGGUAGAGCCAUUCAUGCCGAUGGUAGACGAUACCGGAUCAGGUGUCAUCGACGGCCAAUUCAACUCCCUCCUAGCCAACAACAAGCUCCCCAUCAACGUCCCGACCAUGUUUACCAACGUCCGCGACGAGGCAAGCCUCUACAUGGGAAUUCUCGCCUCGGCCCAGGCCCCGCUCGCUACAUUGCUGAAUGCCACAUUCGGCGAGACUCUAGCUCAGAAGAUUAUCUCCUCUGGCGCGUACAACGUGGAUGAUUCGGACACCAAUGCCGUUCUCAACGCUGCUUCUGAUGCCCUGACCCACAGUCAAUGGACCUGUCCACAGGCCUACCUUCUCGACAAUUCCAAUUCAGCUUUUCCUUCCCUAUACGAAAUCCAAAUAGCAGAUGGCCAUGCGCAGACGUCAAAUAUGCCGGAUAUCUGUUACCCGAAUAGUGUAUACAACGCUUCAUGUCAUACCUCAGAGACCUUGCUCGCGUGGGGUACACUCAAUACUAAGACGCAAGAUGUGCAUCCGUAUUAUGACGAUCGGGAUAUCCUUCACUCGCAGCUUGUCCAUGAUGUAUUUGGUGCGUUUUUCCGUGAGAGAAACCCAAACCCGGAUUUGGGGUUCUUGAAGGUCCGUGGUCCUGCAUAUGCAACUACAUUUUCUAUAUUUGGUGGGAAGGUUGGUUCGAAUUCAUUGCUUGGGAGUGCUGAGAAGGGGUUUGCUAUUGAACAGCAUACGUUUGAUGAGCGAAAUAUGACGCUUUUGGGAAUGCCGCCGUCUAGUACGGCUGAUUUUGAGAACGAGACUAUCUGUGCUGUACUGCGUGAUUAUGGGUUUACUUUCCAAAGGGCACGUUUUUCGGAUUGA
This is a messenger RNA of Penicillium expansum, 2202 nucleotides long. Its product is annotated as putative cholinesterase. The record is from RefSeq and is a predicted model, not a curated record. Bases 1 to 2202 code for a protein of 733 amino acids. The transcript has a single exon. Lineage: Eukaryota; Fungi; Ascomycota; Eurotiomycetes; Eurotiales; Aspergillaceae.